This is a messenger RNA of Ziziphus jujuba (common jujube), 3058 nucleotides long. RefSeq lists its product as uncharacterized. Bases 644 to 2608 code for a protein of 654 amino acids. The transcript is spliced from 7 exons. NCBI's taxonomy places the organism in Eukaryota, Viridiplantae, Streptophyta, Magnoliopsida, Rosales, Rhamnaceae. The record is from RefSeq and is a predicted model, not a curated record.
UACGAUGCAACCGAAGAAGUCCACCAAAAAUAUAUAAAAAGUGAAAAUAAGGAUAUAAAUAAAUAAAGUAGAACAAACCGUAGAUAGAGAAAAAUAAGACGGAGAAAAAAAAAAAAAAAAAGAGAAACAGAGAUACAUUAAAAGACAAUUUCAAAUUGGAAAACAGGACGUUUCAGGAACAAGAAAAAAAAAAAAAAAAAGCUUUUGAUUUUUCAAAAGCUUUUCUCUCUAGCUUUCUAUAUCUAUCUCUCUCGCUCUCUCUCUCUCUCUCUCUCUCUCUCUGUCUCUCUGUCUUUGAGACUUCUCUGAAGCCCUAGCCCCGGUCCAUUUUCAUGGCGUACAUGAUGUUCUCUACCAUGUGAAUUGACCGUUCUGCCCUCGGCGUCGCCGGAGAUGGUUGGCAACCCAACACCGCCGUCGGAAAACGUCGUGUCAUUCCCGCCGGCUAGGGUUUCGGAUUCUGUUUUGGUUUCAGUUCCUUCGCGCUGGAACCAUAUAUUAAGCGUUUAGGACCGUCCGAUCAGACGGAGCCGGGAAAUUGUUUCUGUAUCUAGAGUGAGGGAGGGAGGGAGGAGCGAGCUAGCGAGCAAAUUUUUUAUUUUUUUUUUAGAAAAAAGGUCACGGGAUCAUCAUCGUUUGAAAAAUGGCGAAGGGAGGAUUCUUCUUCGAAAAGCUUCGCAGGUGUGUACGGACGGUGUUCUUCAUGGUGGCCAUGGUGGUGUCGCUGUUGGUCUCGUCGUUGCCGGUCCUCGUAGCCUUAGGGGACGUGCUGGUGCCGUGCGUUUUGAUCUCCAGCUUCACGUGUGUUAGGUGCUAUGGCUUCAAGGAGCAUUUGCAUCGAUACGCUUUCAAAAGCUCUCUCACAGAUAUUCCUCUCGUUUCCAUUGUCAGAUCUCUCAUCAUUACUUGUGUUUAUUCAAUGUGCGAUGGCCCUGCUCUUUCACACGGUCCAUAUCUUGGUACUGUGACUGUAUGCUCUUUUGUCUCAAUUCUUCUUCUUUCAGUCAAGGCCUGUGUCUUUACUGUAAAUUCUCAAAUUGAGGCCGAAGCUUCAUCUUCCCCCUCAAGGCGGAGGCUCCACUUAAAGAAGUCAUGGGGAAUGCCUGUCUUGUUUCUCUCGUGUUUAGUCUUUGCCCUUGGACAUAUUGUGGUUGCUUAUAGAACAAGCUGCAGAGCAAGAAGAAAACUCCUAUUUCACCGAGUUGACCCAGAAUCGGUCCUUUCAUGUAAAAAUGUUUUCACUGGCUACCAGAAAGUCCCACGAUCUCCCACUCCUUCUGCAGGAAAAACCCCAAAAAGUGAUAGUGAAAUGAAGCGAAAGCCUUUUGGGGUUGUUCGUGAUGAAGGGGAACUCCCAGUCAGAGUACUUGCUGAUAUUGACAGUUUAUUCAUCACAUGCCAGGGGCUUACUCUCCAUUACAAGCAUAGCUUACCAGGGUCUCCACCUCGUUCAUUAUCCUCAACUACCUUUCUCGAACCUGAUACCAAUUGCAGUUCCCCUCAAAUGGCUAUUGGAAGGCCAAAACCUGAAAAGCAUCCAUUGAAUUUACUGUCAAAAAGCCAUCUUAGUCUUCAUAGGAGCUAUAGCAAUCAAUUUCACAGCUCAUCUCUAUAUGCUCCACUAUUGGAGGGAUCAACAGUUUCACCUGUUCUUUCUGAAGACAUUCCUGUCUUGAGCCUGGAUGGUGCUGGUGAAGAAGAUGAUGUGCAUAAAUUUAAUUCUGGGACUGUAGAGCAAGACUUGGAAGGUGGUGGGCAGUUUGGUAUUGUUUUAGUGCACGGGUUUGGUGGAGGAGUCUUCUCAUGGAGGCAUGUGAUGGGGGUUCUGGCUAGGCAGGUUGGUUGUACAGUAGCUGCUUUUGAUCGACCUGGCUGGGGACUGACAUCAAGGCCUCGUAGGGAGGACUGGGAGGAAAAAGAAAUGCCAAAUCCUUACAUGCUUGAAAGUCAAGUUGACCUGCUUCUUUCUUUCUGCUCUGAGAUGGGGUUUUCUUCGGUGGUGCUUGUUGGUCAUGAUGAUGGAGGCCUUUUGGCUUUGAUGGCUGCAAAAAAAGUUAAAUCAUCUUUGAGUUCUUUCAAUAUUACGGUUAAAGGAGUGGUUUUGCUAGGCGUUAGCUUGUCAAGAGAGGUGGUUCCUGGGUUUGCGAGGAUUCUCAUGCGCACUGCACUUGGGAAAAAGCACUUGGUUCGUCCUUUACUUCGAACAGAAAUAACCCAGGUGGUGAAUCGGCGUGCAUGGUAUGAUGCAACCAAGUUAACGACAGAAGUCUUGAGUCUUUAUAAGGCUCCUCUUUGUGUGGAGGGAUGGGAUGAAGCACUGCAUGAGAUAGGUAGACUGUCUCAUCAGACAGUCCUUACACAGCAAAAUGCAGAGUCAUUGUUGAAGGCAAUAGAAGACAUGCCAGUUUUGAUAAUUGCAGGAGCUGAAGAUGCGCUUGUUCCCCUUAAAUCUUCUCAGACUAUGGCUUCAAAACUUGUAAAUUCUAGACUGGUUGCGAUAUCCGGAUGUGGCCACCUUCCUCAUGAAGAGUGUCCAAAGGCAUUACUAGCGGCUAUAACACCCUUUUUAAGCAGACUACUGUUUAAACAAGACUUGCAUAGCCAAUAGUGUACCUUCUUUUUAACUUAUAAAUAGGAAUUAUAUCCUGUAGGGUGGCUUCUCCAUUUUUUUCUCUUCUUUCUUUCUUCUCUUUCCUUUCUCUUUUUUUUUUUUUUUUGAUUUUCUUUUUUGGUUUUUCUCUUUUUUCGUUUUGUUCUUUUGUUUUUCUUUCCUUUUUACAGGCGGCCCAAGUUGAGGAGACCAAAGUCAACUCUUUUGGGUAUUUUUGACUUGCUAGUUUGGGGCCUUACCUUUCUCUAGGGUUUUUAGAGCAUUUUUACCAUGUAUUUUUCAAAUAUUUUAUUUUAUUUUCUUUUUCCUCUUUGGAAAUGUUGAUUUUCAUAAAUUGUUGUUUGAUAGCAGUGUUAUUUUCCACCGAAGGGGAUGGAAAAUAACAUACAUUGUAAAUUUAUCAGAUUGACAAUGCAUGCAUGCGUUUGAGCAUGGUGUUUUGAAUUA